Messenger RNA from Trichoderma virens Gv29-8, 579 nucleotides. RefSeq lists its product as uncharacterized. The record is from RefSeq and is a predicted model, not a curated record. The coding region runs from base 1 to 579 and encodes 192 amino acids. The transcript is spliced from 3 exons. Lineage: Eukaryota; Fungi; Ascomycota; Sordariomycetes; Hypocreales; Hypocreaceae.
AUGCCGGGGGCCGGAAACAAAGGCCACGAUGGUCUCGGAUGCUGGGGCCGCUUGUGGCACACACGCAUGUACAUCCAGGUACUCACAGUGACUCUGGGGAUUCCAGAUGACAUCGGCCGCAAUUGGGGGCGUCUUAGGCCUCUCUUACUCACUGUAGAUGGCGAAAAAGUCUUGCUUCCCCAGGAAUCGGAGCCAUGGGACGCCCGACAAAAGAGUCAUGUCUCAGCGCUAGACACUCCGGACUCCGGGCAUCACGUAACUACUAGCAGCAUCGUGACCGCUAUGGAGUUCAGCAUCCAUGCAGCCACCCUCAACGUAUUCGUAUCGCGGUCACCAAAUGGCACAGCUGGGAAAACACCAAGGGGCCAAUCAAAACGCUGCGGGAGCAUCUGCAAGUUGAGAGGGGAAGGAGAAAAGAGAAAAGAACAAAAAGAAGACGACGAAGAACGAAAAACUGCCGGCGGUGGCGUGCGAAGGCGUGCCAUUGAGGUGCUUCUCACGUUAAAAGAGGAAAUGAAUCAGUACCUGACCCUCGCUAUGGGUACACAGAACAUGGUACCUGUAACGCAAACAAGCUGA